AAGAACUCUUCAAUCACGAACAAGAUAGCUGACAUGGCAAAAUCAGUGAAAGUCGAGGGAUAUGAAGCCUUUAAAGCCGCUGUUGAUGAACACAAAGGAACGACCAUAUUCGCUCUGUUCUGUGGCUCCAUCGGAAAGGACGGGAAAAGUUGGUGCCCGGAUUGUGUCGUCGCUGAGCCUGUGAUAAAUGCAAACCUGUCCAAGAUCGCCGAUGACGGAGUUUUCAUAUAUUGCAGUGUUGGAGAUAGGACAUUUUGGAAAGACCAAAACAAUGCGUUCAGAAAAGACCCAUCGUUGAUGCUAAAGGGAGUUCCAACACUUCUCAAAUUAGGACAGCCCAAUCGACUUGUGGAGGAGCAGUGUGCAAAAACUGAUCUUGUGGAGAUGUUGUUUGCGGACGAUUGAUGACUUGAUGGAGUUGGCUUGAUGGAGUUGACUUGAUGGUUGAAGUGAAUUCAUUUAAACAGAAAAAAUCAACAACAAAAUACACAUCCCAGCUUGCAAGAUUAUGAUGUGAACAUCUAUAUUAUAAACAUCUAUUCAGGUGCUAUAUUUGUCCUCUUCGCGGUAAAAGGGAACUCCAAUUUGUCGUUGGUUGCACACAUUGCAUUAAUACCAGCACAUUGGGUUCUGAACUAUUUCAUGUAAAUAUUCAUUUCUUGAUUGUAUUUAUUCUUUAUUUGUUCUUUUUUAUUCCGGAAUUUUCUCUACAUCAUGCCCUGGCGGUUUACUUAAGCAAAACUUGGUGGUCGGUGGCCUGACCGGCAAAUUACACAAAGCACAAUCAAAAUAAUCUGAAAUGUGGGCAUUGAGUUCAGUUUUAGUCUCUUAAUUUCCUGGAAAAACGGUUAGUUUAAACAUAUUUUAUGCAUCAUAAAUAUCAUACCUUGCAGCAAUGUAUGUCAUUUUAUACAUGAUAUAUUGAAUCGGAUUAAAAUGAACCGUUUACUAUACGUUAGCGGCAUACA
Molecule: messenger RNA, 968 nt
Organism: Mya arenaria
Lineage: Eukaryota; Metazoa; Mollusca; Bivalvia; Myida; Myidae
Product: thioredoxin domain-containing protein 17-like
Exons: 4
Coding region: 34-405 (123 amino acids)
Cellular component (GO): cytosol
Molecular function (GO): protein-disulfide reductase [NAD(P)H] activity
Source: RefSeq, a predicted model, not a curated record